GAUGAGGAAGAACCAGAAAAUGCAGUAGACUUGAAUUCUCUUAUAAACACCCUAGUAGAAAUUAAUUUCAAUGAAUUUCUACAAAUAGAAACAGAAGUAUCUCUAUCUGUAGAAGAAGCCACCCCUGCAGAAGUUACUACAGAGUUUGAAAACCAUUCUAAUACCAAUGACCUUACUUUAUUGGUAAAUGACCUGAAACAGACACCUGCCCCAACAACCCGGACUAUAACUAAUUCUUUUUCCGGAGGAACAUGGAAAAAACCAAGUAGACCGAAUCUUGAAUCCAACAAUCCUUUAGAAAUUAAGACCUUUAUCCAGAAAGCCCAAUCUACAAGGAACGCCAAGAAAACUUGGAAAGGUGCUCUUAAAAUUUAUGAACUCCUUAAGCAACGGCCCAAAGAAAUUAUUUUUCAACUUUGA
Molecule: messenger RNA, 420 nt
Organism: Dentiscutata erythropus
Lineage: Eukaryota; Fungi; Glomeromycota; Glomeromycetes; Diversisporales; Gigasporaceae
Source: the annotation of a GenBank genome assembly